This is a messenger RNA of Clarias gariepinus (North African catfish), 3823 nucleotides long. RefSeq names its product F-BAR and double SH3 domains protein 2. Gene Ontology annotation, biological process: regulation of actin filament polymerization; neuromuscular synaptic transmission. Lineage: Eukaryota; Metazoa; Chordata; Actinopteri; Siluriformes; Clariidae. The record is from RefSeq and is a predicted model, not a curated record. The transcript is spliced from 20 exons. Gene Ontology annotation, cellular component: recycling endosome; neuromuscular junction. The coding region runs from base 248 to 2551 and encodes 767 amino acids. Gene Ontology annotation, molecular function: protein binding.
UAGCGCGCGCUCUCUCUCUCUCUCUCUCUCUCUCCUUUUUUAUUUUUUCCAGCACUGUGCACCAGAAGUAAAUGUUCGGGAGCAUGUUAUGGCCACUUAACGUUCUCGAGUUGUUCAGAGUAUCCUGACUUUAGUGUUUUUCUUUUCCUCUCCCCGUUAUUUCAGCUCUUUGCGCUCCGCUGCAGAUGUGCGCGGUUUCGCGGCUCAAUUUUCUUCUCUCACUUUUCUCGGGAUUUCUCGGGUAAACAUGCAGCCCCCGCCGAGGAAGGUGAAAGUGAGCCAGGAGCUGAAGCACGCUCACGCGGAGCAGCUGAGCAAACUUAACGUGAAACAUCAGACUGACUGUGACCUUCUGGAAGACCUGAGGACGUACAGCCAGAAGAAAGCAGUUAUUGAGAAAGACUACGCACAGGCGCUGCAGAAGUUGGCCUCUCAGUAUCUGAAAAGAGAAUGGCCUGGGGUUCAGUCAGAGGAGCAGAAAGACUACAGGAACGUUUGCACGGUAUGGAGAGCGUACCUGGAAGGGGUAGUGAAAGUGACCCAGUCUCGGAUCACCGGCUGCGACAGCUACAGGAGCCAGGUUUCAGAGCCGAUCAAGACCUUCCGAGUGCACAAAGAGCAGCAGCUGAAAAAGUGUAUCGAGCAGCUCUCGCGGGUUCAGGCUGAGCUUCAGGACACGGUGAAGGACCUGACCAAGUCCAGAAAGAAGUACCAGGAGACGGAGCAGAUGGCCCAGGCCGUGAGGGAGAAAGCAGAUAUGGAGGCGAAGUCCAAACUCAGCCUGUUCCAGUCCAGAUCCAGUUUAACACGAGCAAGCGUCAAGUUGAAAGCCAAGAGAAACGAGUGUAACUCCAAAGCCACCCACGCCAGGAACGAUUAUCUGCUUACUCUGGCAGCAGCCAACGCGCACCAGGGGCGAUACUACGAGACAGAUCUGAUCAGCUGCAUUAAGAUCCUGGAUGGCAGCGUGUACGAUAACAUGAAAGGCUACUUGGUUUCACUGUGUCAGACCGAGCUCGAUGCGUCCCACGUCGUUCAGGACACCUUCAACUUCCUGCUGGAGAAAUCCAAUGGGGUUAUGCAGGACUUUCACCAGGAGCUCUUUGUGCAAGAGAACCCUACGCUUCAGAAAGCUUCCCCCUUCAACUUUCAACCCUGUGACAAUGAUUCUGUAACGCAGAUAGAGAAGGAAAGCGGCACGGCGGAGGAGCACAGUCUAAAUAAAGAGGCCCGGAAGUGGGCCACCCGUGUAGCCAGGGAACACAAGAGCAUUAUCCACAGCCAACGGACUCUAUCGGAGUGUGAAGGGACGCCUCAGCAAGAGCAGAACCCCAGUGAACUGGAGCUGAAGAUCGAGGAGGCAAAAGAGAGCAUCCGAAAAGCAGAGACAGUUAAGCUGAAAGCCGAAGCUCGUCUGAACCUGCUGAGAGACGUGGGCGUGGCCGUUGACACCUGGAUAAAGAGCGCCAUGAACCAAGUGAUGGAGGAGCUGGAAAACGAAAGAUGGGCCACAAUGACAACCAAUGACGCUUCUCUUUCUAGCACGGCAGAUUUUGACAGAGAGGAGGACGAGGAGACGGAGGACACGGAGACUUUAGAUGAUAGCAGCUCCAGUCCCUCUAGCACCUUGAGGAACUACCCUCUGACCUGCAAAGUGCUUUACUCAUAUCAGGCUUCACAACCAGAUGAGCUAACUAUUGAGGAGCAGGAAGUGCUGGAAGUCAUAGAUGAUGGUGAUAUGGAAGACUGGGUUAAGGCCAGAAACAGAGCUGGGCAGGUGGGUUACGUGCCAGAGAAGUACCUGCAGUUGCCUUCGUCCAACAGUCUUCUGAGCAUGCUUCAGUCCCUGGCAGCUCUGGACACACGCUCGUACUCCUCCAAUAACUCCACCGAGCAAGAGCCUGAGUCUGCGGCUGAGCAUGUCCAGACCAGCCCCAACGGAGACAACAGCAUGCAUUUUGCGAAAGCAUUGUAUGAUUACGAGGCUCAGACCGAAGACGAGCUCUCCUUCCCCGAGGGAGCCAUCAUCCGCAUUCUGAACAAGGACAACCAGGAGGACGAUGGCUUUUGGGAGGGCGAGUUUAACGGCCGCGUCGGGGUCUUUCCUGCCGUGCUGGUGGAAGAUCUGGCCUCAUCGAACGGAGAGGACGCACACAGAAGCGUGGAGACACAGGAAUCUCCACGUAAUCAGAGUCGUCCACCUCGUCCUCUGUCUAUGACUCAGUACCAGCCUUCGUCCUGCAGUAGCCCUGUCUCUAGUCCUCUUGCAACACCCACUCUCCCUUCCCCAAUUUCCAGCCCAGCCAGUUCCUCAGCCUCCCCACUAGCCAGCCCGCGCUCCCUUAACGGCUAUCACAGACCAGCCCCUGCACCCCCCAAAGCACCCGGCAACAACCACGCCCACACGUCCACACCUCCACCCAGGUACCCCGCAGACAGCAGACCAGGAACGCUAAGGCCUGUGCGUGCCGCACCUCCUCCUCCUCCUCCCAAACAGCAGGCCCAGGGUCAAGUGCAGAAGAAGGAAGAAGUCGAGAUCACGCUGGUGUAAAGACGCCGCCCUGGUGGUCGCUUUUUUUAUUUCACGUGACCCCAUGGCAGACUCUCAGCCCGCUCCGGCUGGAGGAACGCUUCAGAAUUUGUCCAAGCGGUAGCAACAAGGAAAAGCCGGGUACAUCUGGAAUAGUGAGUAGUGAGCACGUGGGGCGAUCUGUGACAACCAGCAGGAUCAGCAGUCAGUGGAUAAACCUUGUGGUUUUCAUUUCAAACUUCAGAUGAAUUUAUAACGUGUCUGACUCUUCCGUUUGCUUCCUGUGGAACAGACUGACAGUGUGACAGGAGCUGGGCCGCCCAGCCGACAACACGACUGGAAGUGAAAUAGACUUCUUUAAGGGAAAGUGGCAAUUUCAGUUCAGCAUUUCAAAUGAGUAGGGAUUUUCUAAGUAUGUGCGUGUGCCUGGAUGUUUUUGGUUAAAAAUAUCUCUCUUUGUAAAACACUAUUUGAACGCAGAUUUUAAAUCAGUAUCAGGAUCACGACUAACAUCUUGAUCGUCUUGAAUCUAACAUGCUUUGGCUGUGGUCAAAAAAAUAUGUUAAUUUUUUUUUUAAUGUCUUAUAUCAGAACUGUCUUUUGGCUUCGAAGGCUGUGGGAGGUUUCACGAAACGAGCCGGACAGGUGACUUCGUAGCUUUCAAAGCAAAAGAGUGACUUAUUGAGAUCGAAUUUUCCUGGAAAGGCUCACAAAGCACUUUAGUGUUCAGAGUUCUAGAGCAUUUCAGUAUUAUUAUUGCUUGUGGAGUCCGGCGCUGUCGGUAUAUUAUUUAGUUCAUGCUGCUAGUCCUGAUAGUUUAGAUUCUGAUGUUUUUGGUUUAAUGUAAUUUAUUUCCAUGAAAUGAUUAAUAUGAAACCAGUGUCUUCUCUAACACAAUUUUUUUCUUUAAACCUGAUAGUUUACAGACAGCCUAAGGCAUAGAGGAAUACUAUACCUUAUACCUAUAACAGUCGUGUUAUGAGGUUUCUGUGUUCGUUUUAUUAAUUACAGGUUUAGCAAGGUGAUGAUUGUGUUCAAAUGUAGUUAGCUAGAUCGACAUUAAAACGUAUAUUUUUGUGUCUCCUGAGAUCUCUUGCAUGUCAUUUUAUUUUCAUGAGUUUAUAGUUUCUUUUUCCUGUUUUCACUAUCGGGUGUUUGAGCGGACAUUUAUUUCUUAAUGUUGCUUAAAAAAACUGAGCUCACAAACAAACUCUGUUGCGUUCGCAACAGCAUCAAAAGUCAUGUAUGUAUUUAUCAUGUAAGAAUAAUGGAGUAAUAAAUAUGUAAAAGAUG